ACACCAGUGGUGAUGGUGGCCUGUGGACCAACAACUGGCUAGAUGGGUUAGAGCUCAACAAACCAUUCAGCAACAGUGACAAGUCUGUGGUUCACACUGGCAGUUGUAGUGCAACCAGCUUCCCAGGCACAGCUGGGACAGGGGUCAACUCUCUGGCUAGAGGCUUGUGUGCUGCCUCUUCUCUCUUCUCUGUGAUGGACAGGAGCUCAG
This is a messenger RNA of Candidula unifasciata, 210 nucleotides long. NCBI's taxonomy places the organism in Eukaryota, Metazoa, Mollusca, Gastropoda, Stylommatophora, Geomitridae. The record is from the annotation of a GenBank genome assembly.